This is a messenger RNA of Linum tenue, 865 nucleotides long. Lineage: Eukaryota; Viridiplantae; Streptophyta; Magnoliopsida; Malpighiales; Linaceae. The record is from the annotation of a GenBank genome assembly.
CUACCACUUCAUAUACUUAACCGAACCCAUCCAUAUAUCAUCCAAUAAACCUUACUCUAAACGUCAGCAAUGGCUGCCGCUAAUCGCCUAGUUGUCUUCAUCGCUCUCAUUUCGCUAACUUCUUCUCCAGCUCUCGCCACGGAUGGCAAGCCGCUCCAGGACUACUGCGUCGCCGACAAGGGCGGAGCAGUGCCAAUGAACGGGUUCGCAUGCAAGCCACCGCAGUCAGUAACGCCCAACGAUUUCACCUUCAGCGGGCUCAACAAACCGGGCGACACGGCCAACCCGGCCGGAUUCAAGGUCACGCUGGUGACCGUGGACCAGAUCCCGGGCCUCAACACCCAAGGCCUGUCCAUGGGCCGCCUCGACUUCGGCCCAGGUGGAGUGAACGCGCCUCAUAUCCACCCGAGGGCGAGUGAGAUGCUGAUCGUGAUGGAAGGCUCCCUCGAGGUUGGUUUUGUCACCACAUUGCCGGAGACCAAGCUGAUCACCAAGGUCCUCCAAGCCGGCGAGGCCUUCGUGUUUCCCCAGGCGCUGACGCACUACCAGAGGAACGUCGGCAAGGGGCCCGCCGUCGCGAUCUCCGCGCUGGACAGCCAGAACCCUGGGACCCAGCGGGUGGUCGCGGCGGUUCUGGGUUCAAAUCCGAAGUUGCCGGUGGAAGUUGUGGCCAAGGCGCUUCAGGCGGAUAACAAUGUGGCCGCGCAGCUGCUUUCUAAGUUCAAAUGAUGCGACAGUGACAGUAAUUAUUUACUGAUCAUCAUUCCAAUUUUAAAUUCUUUUGUUGUCUGUUUGUUUAGCGUUUUGGAAGGUUUCGAUUUUACUUCUGUAGGGAUUGAUACGAUGUUUUUAAUGAAUAAGUAGA